UAUUAGUCAUUUAAAUGUUUAUAGAUCACCUGAAUCAGGUAUAAACAUGACCUUAUCUACUUCCUGCUACGACCAUAUUUUUAGAAUCAGUGAAGCAAAUAACUUUAAAAGUUGAUACAGAAAACUGAAAGGACUUUUGCAUCCAUCAAGAGGUCAUGGCAUCAAAUAAACCUAUACCAUGUGGACCUUGUCAAGAAGGAAAAGUAAACACUAAAGCUGACAUCUGGUGUUACAACUGUGUUGAAGGAUUAUGCUCUACAUGUUCAGGUCAUCACAAAAGAUUCAAAGGAACACGUGAUCAUAAGACUAUUGAUAUUAAAAGUUAUAAACCCUCAAUCAGAACUAUCAAAACAGAAUGUGACAAACACGGUCGACAGCUUAACUUGUAUUGUCCCAGUCAUUUAAUGCCUUGCUGUGAUGAAUGUAUUUCCACUAGUCAUUCACAAUGUACAGGAAUAAACAGUCUAGUGAGUGUAGUAGACAACACCAAAAUUGAAAAAUCACAAAAAAAAAUAGAUAAUGAUAUUAACUCUACUUUACACAUCUUGAAAGAAAUAAUGAACAACAAAUCAGAAAACAUGAUACGAGGAGAACAACAAGUGAACAGCAUAAAGAAAACUAUUGCAAAAUAUAGAAAGAAAAUAAAUAAACAUUUAGAUGACCUGGAGAAGAAGUUAUGCCAAGAAACAGACACCAUCUUAAAUCAAGAAAAAUCAAAAGCAUCAGAUAUAAAAACUAAAAUUGAAGGAAAACAGAAAAAGUUAAAGAAAAUGAAAGACCACCUACAUACAGUCAUAUCACACACUUCAAAACUCCAAUCAUUUCUAGGUGUACAUCAGAUUGAACAAGAGGUACAUCAAUGUCAACAAUAUGUUGAUGAUCUGGAAAAUGAUGAGAGGACCAAAGAAUUUGACAUCAAAAUAACACAAAAUGAUGAGAUAGAAAGUAUACAAAGCAACUUAAUAUCAUUAGAACCCCUGGGAGAAAUAAUGGUUGUUAAAAAAAAUAUAGACUUGAAUAGAGAAACAAGUGUGAGGAGGAAAGCACAAGUUCGUCAAACACGAGAACAAUCCAUCAUAAACAACAUGACAAUGAAUAUAGAGACAAAGAUAAAGACCAAUGGGGGGGGGGGUGGUUAGUGACAUGAUUUUUCUGAUGGAUGGAAGAGUUAUAGUUGUGGAAUGGUGUGAUAAAGUUAACCUAUUUACUUCUGAUGGCAAACUACAGAAACAGUUACCUAUACCUGAUGGAGCCUACUGUAUAACACAGAUCAAUCAGAACACUAUAGGCAUAACUUAUCCUGAGGAGAAAGCCAUUAAGAUCUUCAAUAUGGAGAAUGAAAAAGUUACCAAAUUUAUCCCAUUAGACAAACAAUGCUUUGGUUUAUCAUUCUCCAAUAAAUCUCUUGCUGUAGGUUUGAUUGAUGAGGAUAUGUAUGCUGGAGGUAGUGAUGAUGAAAUCCGUAUUUUAGACUUGGAAGGAAAUACACUGAAUUCAGUACAAGUUGAGAGUGAAUCAUUCCUGUUUUACCUUGUUUACUGUAAUGACAGAGUAAUCUAUACUGACUAUAGUGGCAAAGCAGUAAACUGUUAUGAUGGAUCAGGUAAACAGAUCUGGCAAUAUACACAGGAUUUAACAGGACCAAGAGGACUUUGUAUAGAUACUUAUGGCAACAUUAUUGUAGCAGACUGUGAAUCUAAUAGAAUAGUAGUAAUAUCAAAAGAUGGACAGAAUAGUAAAGUACUGAUUGGUGGAGAAGAUGGACUGAAGGAGCCUCAGUGUAUUUGUUUUAAACAAAAUGAGUCAGCCGGUUUUAUAUGUGAUUACAAUAACACAUACUUGGCAAAAUUCAAUUUAUCUUCUGGAUAAAAUAUAUAAUACUAUAACAUUGUUAUGUAUUACAUAUACAUGUAUAUAUGACAAGUAGUUGCCUUAUGUCAAUUUUCAAUAUAUUCAUGAUAUUAUAAAACGAAAGUUCUGUUAUUGUGGUUGAAAGUAAUAUUCUUUUAAUCCAUUAUUUAAUUGUACCAAUUAUUCAUAAAAUUAUUCAAGUAACUGAAGAUAUCUAUAAAUCACCUUAAAUUAUAUAAAAGUCAGAAUAAAUGUGAAAAGAAAUCCUCAUUUUUGAUAAAUUAAAAUGUUUUUUUCCUUUAUAUAAUAUCAUA
Messenger RNA from Mytilus californianus (California mussel), 2165 nucleotides. Its product is annotated as transcription intermediary factor 1-alpha-like. Bases 156 to 1139 code for a protein of 327 amino acids. The transcript has 2 exons. NCBI's taxonomy places the organism in Eukaryota, Metazoa, Mollusca, Bivalvia, Mytilida, Mytilidae. Gene Ontology annotation, molecular function: zinc ion binding. The record is from RefSeq and is a predicted model, not a curated record.